GGCCCGCCAGUGCAUCUACGUCUAGCGCCACCGCUCCGCUUCAUCCGCUAAAUCGGGCCUCUUUGACCGCUUAGGAUAAAUUUUGACUCUUUUCGAGCCGUUUUCUCCGUGUGUAGCCCGGAAAGAGGGGUUGUUGUGUUGCUUUUCCAUGGUGAAACAUGGAUGCGUUCGUAAAAAUCGAUAGAUUCUGAUUCGUGCAUCAGCGUCGAGUAAGUCCAACCAGUUUGACCGCUUAUGAACAAUUUUGGCCGUUUUCGAGUUGUUCGGAUCGUGCAUACUCCCGAAAAAGAAUUCCUAGUGUUGUUGAUUUUUGCUUGAACUUGGAUUUGUACGUAAAAAUCGUUUCAUUCUAGUCUGGGCAUCUGCACGGUGUAAAUCAAACCUGUUUGACUGCUAAUGAAAAAUUUUGACCGUUUUUGAGCCGCAUUGAUCUUACUCGUAUUUGUGCUCAAAACUAGGGUUUCUAGUGUUGUUUUUCCGUGUUAAAGCUUAGAAUCGUGCGUAAAAAUCGAUGAUUUCUGAUUUGUGCAUCUGCAUCGAGUGAAUCCGACCUUUGACUGAUAUUGAGCUUUUUCGGCCCUUUUAACGACAUCACAUUUAAGUCGCGGUGUUCGCUCCAUGUUAAAAUAUCGAUUUCUACGUUAAAAUGGGUGGAAUUCGUUCAGUGCACUUGUGACAAGCGGCGUUGACAUUGGUUUGAGUACGUCCCACCUUUUGAAAAGUUUUUGACUCUAGGUGCGUUAAACUCAAAAUGUUGGUGCAUUAGUUAAGAAUGAACGUUAAUUCGUGAGCUUUGACUAUCUAAUGGUGCUUUCGAUGAGACUGACCUUUUUGCGGAUUUUUUACCUGUUCAAAAGGUUACGGACCCCGAGCAAUUGUUCCUCGGUAUUACAUUAACGUCAAACUUAGUUUUUUCAACAUUUGGUACAGUGAUUCGAAUUAGAUCUUCUCGUGGAAUUUUGGACCGUUUGCACGCAAGCGACCAACUUUUUAAGUGAUUUUUUCAUCUUGAAUAGGGGGUGCUUCAAGCGAAUUUGGGUCUUUAAAAAAGCUGCUCACUGUUGAGGCAGAGCGAUACGAAACACCAGUUCUUUCAAACACAAAAAUUUAUUAAAGACGAUCCCGUUGCUGAUGAUGGGAGCGACGCUGGCGCUGAGCUUCGGACAACAGGCGGGGCGUCUCCUGCGAGUGCCCAAGAUCUACAACACGCUCAUUUCGUCGGACGAGGAGCUGAUCCCGAGCCUGGCCUACAAGGCCGUGUCCCCCAUCGUCAAGUCAAUCGCCCCGAGCCCUUACUUCCCCUACGCCCCCAUCGUCAACGUCGCCACCCACGAGCCCGUCGUCAUCCCCCCGCAGGAGUCCUACCAGAGCCACUUUGAGCAGGACCCCCAGGUCCUCAGCUACGACCGCAAAGGAGUGUACAACGACCUGAUCAGCAGCCUGUUGACGCUGAACCAGAGCCUGUCCAACUCGAUGUCGGCCGAGGACUCGCCUGGGCCGCGCGGGAAAGCGAAGCAGGAGCGAUUCGGGGACAUCCGCAACAACCGGAACCGGAACCCAAGCGUCCCGGACGUCCCGCCACCCCCAAUUCCGGUCCGGAUCAAGGACGACGCCCCGCAAGAGACACCCGCCCGCCAGGGACAGGAGUUCCCACCGCCGCCAGUCGGGGCCAUCUAGGGACCAAGGCAAGCGCUUCAAGUCCCUGGUCCGGAGAGAGAUCCGGCCGGAUCUCCAGAACUAAGGACCAAGAUGAGGGCUUCGACUCUAUGGUCCGGAGAGAGAUCCGGCCGGAUCUCCAGAACUAGGGACCAAAUCGAGGGUUUCGACUCCAUGGUUCCGGCCGGAUUCUUAGAGCUAGGGUCCAGGGCAAGGGCUUCAACCCCAUGGUCCAGAGAGAGAUCCAACUGGAUUUCCAGAGGUGAGGGCUUCGAUUUCAUGGUUCCGGUCGGAUUUCCAGAGCCAGGGACCAGGACAAGGGCUUCAGCUCCAUGGUCCGGAGAGAGAUUCAACCGGAUCUACAGAUGUAGGGACCAGUGCACGAGGGCAAGGAGUUCGACUCAAUGUUCCGGAGAGAAAUUCGCCUGGAUCUGCUGUUUCUUUAGGACCUAGCGCCAAUGGAUGAGUUGUCCUUUGAACCGGGAGAAAUGCUAUCGAAUCGGAUAUUUUUUCACAAUUGGUGGUCGCGUCAUUUGUUUUAUAUUUCCCUGCCGCCAAGAGUGCCGCGUUUCAAACAUUAUUUUAGAAACGGGGACUUGUUUUGAAGGCGUAAAAAAGGACAAAGGGCCAAGCAUGUUUUGUUUGAUUGCUCAACGUUUGCUUGUCUACAGUGUACAUUUGACGUAAGACUGUUGGCGAGUUAGCUAUAAUGUUUUUAUCCCUCCCUCGAGGUUUUUCAAUGAGGAUUGUACUAAUUUUCUAUAAUGGCUGCUUCGUUACAUGAGCUGGUAAGUCGAAACUAUAUUAAAAUAGAUUUUGUGCCUUACGUGACCCCAUAGAAAAGUAUGUAAAGUAGCUCUAUAAUGGUACCUUUAAAUUCUGUGAUAUAGUUUGUAAGUUGUCCUAAAAAUUGUCGAUGGUGAAUCUUGCACGUUGGAGAUAUUAUUACCAUUCAAAAUUCAAUUUAACCCUGUUAUCCAGAUAAAUAAUUUAUUCUAAAUGAGAUAGCCCACUUUGACAUACGUCGAUUUUUUUACAUGCGUUCUAAAGGGCGAUGACCAAUAUAACGAAUUCAUGAGAAUAGACGUGGCAGACAGCGAAUAACAAUUUAGCUUCUUGUUGCCAUUAGUUUGGUAAGUGUGUGAUGCUUGUUAAAUUAUUUUCCUCUUCUUGACGGGAUUAAAUUAUAUUUUUAGUAGAAUAUUCUUUCAAUUCUUAGUCAUUCUGUUCCAAUUUUGUAGGAAAAUACACCGCAUCUAGCAGCCUAA
This is a messenger RNA of Bemisia tabaci, 2924 nucleotides long. RefSeq lists its product as uncharacterized. Lineage: Eukaryota; Metazoa; Arthropoda; Insecta; Hemiptera; Aleyrodidae. The record is from RefSeq and is a predicted model, not a curated record.